ACGCGCCCGAUCUCGGGAGAUAACGCCACUCUAGCAACACUAGGACGCAACGGCGAUGUUUUAGUGGACAAUUCUAGCAUUGCAAAGAUCCAAUGCUCAUUCGAGAUCGACUUAGACACCAAAAUCGUUAUGUUCGACGACAGAUCGCACGGUCAGACAAGUCAAGUUUUCGGCGAAAACGCUACACCAUUCGAGUAUGGACGUCUUCGUAAAGUCGUCGUGCAAAGUGAUGCCAACAACAUCAUUGGCAUGGGGGGUGUUGGGCGAGACCUCAUCCAGUUCCAGCUGAUACAUCGACAAGGAUGGGUGCAACUGAAGCGCGAAGACCACAUUGUGGACUACAUCUCGUCCCAGGGCUGGGACGGGCCCAAAGUGGAGAUCUUCAUGGGUCUAAAAGAAGGAACCCUGGAGUCGUUCCGUGAGGUAUGGAACAGCUUCAAGACCUAUCAAGAUGCUCGAGGAGCGAUUUUGUCGGCGGCCUCACGCGUGGGCGUCAUUCGGGAAAUGGCAAGGAUCGACCCGGAGGAGCGCGCUUCCGCGGCACAGAUGCUUGUCAAGUGCUUCAAUGGAAAAGGACUCACCACUCCACGCAAUCAGGUUCUAUCCAUCAGUCCCACAAAAGACAACAGCAAGGCCCUGACCGCAAAUGCCGACGACACUCCAGCUGCAGCCAGUCCCGCGUUGACGGGCAAGGCACAACCACAACGCAGAGAUUUUCGAAGGAACGUGAAUCCAGCUGCAGGUCAGUUCCGCGUCGACAAGGCUUGGUUCCCUCAAGCGCAACUACGACAGCCGGGUGGUCCACCGCCCAAAAGGCUUGCAGGGCAAGCGUUCGGUCCUCAGGCCCCAGUAAACUAUCGGAUUCCUGGCAGUUUUCCCGAUGACACCAUUGACGUGGCAGAACCACGGAAGCGGCCCAGAUUUACCGCGGGCCACGCGGCGAGGGCCAUCUGGCGCACCCCUUCGGCCAUCGAACUCGGGAAGCUGCUUUCGGGCUCCGAGAAGCAGCACCGGCGGCUCGGCGGCUGGGCUUUAACUUCGGCGCGUUUGGGGAGAAGGAGGAGCGGGCGGGCGCAGUGCGCCCCCAAGACGAUCGAGCUCCGAAUGGUUGAGGACACGCUCUAG
Phialemonium atrogriseum is the source of this 1125-nucleotide messenger RNA. RefSeq lists its product as uncharacterized. The annotation marks the transcript as partial. The record is from RefSeq and is a predicted model, not a curated record. The transcript has 4 exons. NCBI's taxonomy places the organism in Eukaryota, Fungi, Ascomycota, Sordariomycetes, Cephalothecales, Cephalothecaceae.